Messenger RNA from Fusarium oxysporum Fo47, 1786 nucleotides. Its product is annotated as amidase signature domain-containing protein. The transcript has a single exon. The record is from RefSeq and is a predicted model, not a curated record. Bases 1 to 1665 code for a protein of 554 amino acids. NCBI's taxonomy places the organism in Eukaryota, Fungi, Ascomycota, Sordariomycetes, Hypocreales, Nectriaceae.
AUGCCGUCUAAACAACUUUCUGUUAUCCAGGCAAUGCCUUUGAAGUCCGGCUCCCCCGCUUAUGAGGCAUUCAGGACAUCCAUGCUCCAAGAGUUUGGCAGCAAUGUCCCGCAAGAACUGCGUCUCCCGCAACCUCUCAUCGAUAAUCCCCCAAAGGAUGUGACUGGAAUUCCCAGCUCCUGCGGCAUACUGUCAAACGAGGAGCUUGAAAUUACAGAAAACUAUGAUGCUACAGCGCUCGCUGCGGCCAUCGCGUCCAGAAAGUUUACAGCUGUAGCUGUCGUCACCGCGUUUUCGAAGAGAGCUAUUAUUGCCCAUCAGCUUACUUGCUGUUUAACCCAAUGGUUUAUGGAAGAGGCCGUACAGGCUGCCCAACUCCUCGAUAACUACCUUACUGAAACUGGCAAGACCGUUGGCCCUCUGCAUGGCGUACCAAUCAGUAUCAAGGAGCAUAUGCCGAUCAAGAACCAAUGGUCUAGUGUCGGAUUCCUGGCUACUCGCAGAUUGGAUAAAGAGGAUUGUCAGAUGACAGCUAUACUUCGUCAAGCUGGGGCAAUCUUCUAUUGUAAAACUAAUCAACCGCAAGCUAUCAUGCACCUGGAGACUACGUCUCCUUGGGGACGAACGCUUAAUCCUCUCAACAUCAACCUCUCGGCUGGAGGGUCAACAGGCGGCGAAGCUGCUCUUAUAGCUCUACGGGGCUCUGUCUUAGGAGUCGGUACAGACAUCGGAGGGAGUGUCCGUGGACCGGCUGGGUUCUGCGGCAUCUAUGGCCUCAAGACAACGUCUUAUUUAUUUCCUCAGAGAGACUUCUUACCAGGAGGAUUUGCCGCUGAACUCAAUAUCCUCUGCUCAGCUGGGCCGAUGUGCACCACGCUGCGGGACGUUGAUCUCCUUAUGUCGGUCAUCUCUAAUACUUGUCCUUGGUUGAAAGACCCACGCCUUAUUCCUAUUCCGUGGAAUAGCUACUCGGCGGAAAAGAAGUCACUCAAGAUUGGGAUCAUGAUGACUGAUGGUGUUAUUACACCACAGCCCCCGGUGAUGAGAGCACUCAAGUGGGCACUUAGCGAGUUACGCUCUAAAGGGUUCGAUGUCAAAACAUUUCAGCCUUAUCAGACAGAAGAGGCAAUGAAGAACAUUCGUCUUGCCUACUGGCCCGACGGAGGCAAAGCGGUAAAGGGUUACCUUGAAGCCAAGCAAGAGCCUAUGCAUGACUUGACACAGUGGAUUAUCAAGGACGCUGAAGGCCCUGGGCUUGAUACCAGUGGCAUCCUAAAGCUUCGCGUAGCCCGUGAUGAUUUUAGGUGUCGCUUUGCCGAGCACUGGGAGUCUCAAGAUGUUGACUUUGUCAUUUGUCCUGUAUUCGUUGGGCCAGCUUGCUCUCACGAAACAGCUUUUUACUGGAAUUACACAGCCUUUUGGAACUACGUGGACUAUCCUGGCAUCGUCAUACCUACACCUGUCAAGGCUGGCGCAAAAGGAAGCGAGGAUUAUCCAGCGGAUAGUGUCCCUUUGAGCAAGGAUGAGGAACACGUGAGAAUGUUAUGGUCUACAGGAGAUUUCGAGGGAGCGCCUAUCAACUUGCAGAUUGUGGCGAGAAAGUACCAUGAUAAUGAUUUGUUUGCGGCUGCUACUGAGAUUGAUAAGGCCAUUAAUCAUCGCUGAGUGGCAGAGCGAGAAAUAAAUGUUUGUUCUAGGUAGCUGGAUGUGAUUGGUAGAUUAUAACACAACCAGAACAUGAUCGAAUGAACCAAGGGUGCGUAUGUACACCAGUCUCGCCAUCGAA